Messenger RNA from Maniola jurtina (meadow brown), 895 nucleotides. RefSeq lists its product as uncharacterized. NCBI's taxonomy places the organism in Eukaryota, Metazoa, Arthropoda, Insecta, Lepidoptera, Nymphalidae. The record is from RefSeq and is a predicted model, not a curated record. Gene Ontology annotation, molecular function: DNA binding. The transcript has 2 exons. Gene Ontology annotation, cellular component: nucleus; transcription regulator complex. Gene Ontology annotation, biological process: regulation of transcription by RNA polymerase II. The coding region runs from base 162 to 878 and encodes 238 amino acids.
CUAGCGACUGGCGCGCGCGCGCCGCUCGCGGCAAUAUCAAACGCGUGAGAUGUUUGUGUGUGUUUACGUCGAACUAGCGGCGGAGCGCGCGAUUCACUCGCGACGUCAGGUAAGUUCAACCAGUAUGAACUUGUCGCUAGAAACGGUAGCACGUCUCCAUCAUGUCUUUCAAUACAGAAGAGUUUAUUAGUGCUGUUCAGGCUAGAACUCCGAUUUGGCAAAGCAAACACAGGCAUCAUAUGAACAGAAAUAUUCUCAAUAAGCUAUGGAAGGAAAUUGCGGAAUUGUUUCCUGAAAUGGAGGAAAAGGCUUUAAGAAAAAAAUGGAAGAAUAUUCGGGACCAAUUUAUGAAAGAGUUUAAAAAAAAUCCGGUUUCUCGUUCUGGAGAUGCUGGAACUGAUCAAAACACUUCAAUGUGGCCAUAUUUUCAAAUGAUGCAGUUUAUAAAAGAUGACGUUACCCCAGAAUUAAAUGAAGGCAAUUUAGAUGAAACUGCUGAUGGAAACUGUAGUGAUAAUAAUGAACGGUCCCCAACUCCCCAGUCAAUAGCUGGUUCAUCUACAAGUACACAAUAUACGAGCACCAAACGUAAAUGUGCACAAGAUGUAAGACAGGAAUUCAUGGAAUUAGAGAAGAAAAAGUUGGAAUUAUUACAAAUUAAACUGUCGCAAAGCAGCGAAAGGCAAGAACAAGAUUGCGAAGACCUGUUAUUUUUUAAAAGUCUGUUGCCGUACAUGAAGGAGUUUACUCCUAUGCAAAAAUUACGUACGAGAAACAAAAUUACAGAAGUUGUUAUGAAUGAAAUGAAUAGUUUCACGUCCCAGGCUUACCAUAGUUACAAUAGUUACGAAUAUAACACAUCAAAUUAUGGAAAUUAAACUUUAAAUAUAAUUAA